Plasmodium gallinaceum is the source of this 957-nucleotide messenger RNA. Its product is annotated as TRAP-like protein, putative, fragment. The transcript has a single exon. The record is from RefSeq and is a predicted model, not a curated record. NCBI's taxonomy places the organism in Eukaryota, Apicomplexa, Aconoidasida, Haemosporida, Plasmodiidae. The coding region runs from base 1 to 957 and encodes 318 amino acids.
AUGAAUAAUGAUGAUAAAGAAGAAACAUUUCAUUCGGAUCAAAACAAGAAUGAUAAGUUAACUUAUGAACAUCAAACUUAUGAUAAUAUCGAUGGAGGAAAACAAAAAAUCAAUGAAGAAACAAAAGAACAUGGAAAACAAGAAAUUAGUGAAGAAACAGAAGAACAUGGAAAACAUGAUAAAAAAAUGAAAAAUGAUGAUGUUAAAGAAGAAGAAAUAUUUCAUUCUGAUCAAAAUAAUAAUGGUACAUUAACUAAUAAACAUCAAACUGAUGGUAAUAUCGAUGGAGAAAAACAAGAAAUCAGUGAAGAAACAGAAGAACAUGGAAAACAAGAUAAUAAAAUGAAUAAUGAUGAUAAAGAAGAAACAUUUCAUUCUGAUCAAAACAAGAAUGAUAAAUUAACUUAUGAACAGCAAAGUGGUGAUAAUAUGAAUGGAGAAAAACAAGAAAUCAGUGAAGAAACAGAAGAACAUGGAAAACAAGAUAAAAAAAUGAAAAAUGAUGUUGAUAAAGAAGAAACAUUUCACUCUUAUCAAAACAAGAAUGAUACAUUAAUUAAUGAACAUCAUAGUGGUGAUAAUAUGAAUGGAGGAAAACAAAAAAUCAAUGAAGAAACAAAAGAACAUGGAAAACAAGAAAUCGAUAAAAUAAUAAGAGAAAAUGGAAAACAUGAUAAAAAAAUGAACAAUGAUGAUGAUAAAGAAGAAGAAAUAUUUCAUUUUGAUCAAAAUAAUAAUGAUACAGUAACUAAUAAAUAUCAAACUGAUGGUAAUAUCGAUGGAGAAAAACAAGAAAUCAGUGAAGAAACAGAAGAACAUGGAAAACAAGAUAAAAAAAUGAAAAAUGAUGUUGAUAAAGAAGAAACAUUUCACUCUUAUCAAAACAAGAAUGAUACAUUAAUUAAUGAACAUCAUAGUGGUGAUAAUAUGAAUGGAGGAAAACAAGUAAAAUUUUAA